AUGGCACUCUCCGCGCUCCUCCUCACCUCCCUUCUUUCCUUCUUUCCUCGGACAACAAGCAGCUUCCUCCCAGCAAGAGAGUGUCCCAUUCUUGGACCCGCAUACGAUCGUGACUUCGACCUCCUUCCGACGGAGGCGUUUCAGGCCGCAAAAUCCAGCUUUUCAUCCAAGAUCGAGUCGCUCUUCGAAUCUGGAGAGCUGAACCGCACCCACUCCGUCUUCGCCAUUGACGUCUAUUCGACCUACACCAAUGAGUCGAUUUUCAACUACUUCUACACUGGGUCCGCUCUCAAAGAAGGCUUUCCCUCCGGUACGAUGGACGACGAAACCGUAUGGCGGGUCGGAAGCGUUUCGAAACUGUUCACUCUCUACGCCAUUCUUGCUCAUGCUACGCGUGGGGUAUUCGAGCAACCUGUGACUGUUUUCCUGCCGGAGCUGAAGAGGGGCUCUAGCCCAGAGGACAAGCCGCUGAGGUGGAUCGACUGGGACCAAAUCACUAUUGGCGCGCUUGCUGCGCAGCAGGCUGGCGCUGGUGGAAUGCAGUUCCUCAAAAUAAUGCGCGACAGCAAGCGUCCAACAGCUCCACCUUUCUCGACAGCGCUCUAUGCCGAUGGCGGCUGGGGUGCGCUCGGCCGUGUUCUCGAGCGCAUGACUGGCUUGUCCUACAACGAUGCUAUCCAGCAAGUACUCUCGAAGCCUCUGGGCCUCGACCACACCAGCAGCUACAAGCCCAACGGCACCGAAGUGAAUGGCAUGAUAGUGCCUGACGCCAUAUCUUGGGGCUGGGACAACCAAGUCACUGCACCAUCUGGCGGCAUCUACAGCAACUGCCGCGACGUCCGCCGCAUGGGCCUCUCGAUUCUCCACUCAACCCUCCUUGACACGACCACCACAAAUUGGUGGAUGAAACCGCACAGCCACACCGCCUCCCUGACCUUCAGCGUCGGUGCACCAUGGGAAAUCUACCGCCUUACACUUCCGGUCUCAUCCAAUUCCACGCGCUACCGCAUCUCGGAUCAGUACACCAAAGGCGGCGGCAACGAUGGCUACGGCACGAUAGCUGCUCUCUCUCCGGACCACGGCCUUGGGUAUACCGUCUUCGUGGGCGGACCAGGGUCGGGCAGUGAGCGCUGGAGCUUACUGGAAGCGACGGGAGGAACUUUCGUCCCUGCUGCUGAGCUUGCUGGCAGAGAGAACGCGAGGAAGCUCUUUGCCGGGACAUAUGUGGAUAAGAUUUCCAAGAAGGGUACGAAUAUGACAAUCACUGUCGACCCAGAUCAUCCGGGUCUGGGGAUCGAAUCUCUCUUCCUCGAAGGCGUGGACUCAUUAGGUUCGCUGAGCGUUGGUACCGCAGCCCUGCCGUCGGAGAACGUCACCGUGCGACUGUAUCCUGCCGGGCUUGAAGAAGACCUCGGUGACGGCAAGGUGAAGAAGAAGUAUCGUGCCAUUCCACAAUCCUUGCCGGCUGACUCGCGGUCAAAGGCGGAAGGGGGGAAGAAGUUCUUCGAUGUUGAAUGUCAGUCGUGGUUCUCCGUGGGGUUCAGCGGGGCGCUGGACGAGUUUGUGUUCACAAGGGUGGAUGGGAAGGUGGUGGAGGUCAGGAGCGUCGGGGCGAAAGCUGGGAUGAAGCGUUUUGGAGAGUAG
Molecule: messenger RNA, 1644 nt
Organism: Saxophila tyrrhenica
Lineage: Eukaryota; Fungi; Ascomycota; Dothideomycetes; Mycosphaerellales; Extremaceae
Exons: 3
Coding region: 1-1644 (547 amino acids)
Source: RefSeq, a predicted model, not a curated record